CCAGCCUCUCUGUUUUGUUUACAUGUCGAGAGUGAGAGGUGAUCUGAAAGUGAAAUAAUACAGACUUUUUCAUAUUGUCGUCAUUACAGAGUAAGGAGCACUAUGGAAGACGAUGAUGAUAUAAGACUACUUCUAGAGUGGACAGACCACACACAAGUUCUUAGAAGGGUCAUGUCAACUUUGCGUCAUAAGGAACUGUUUGCUGAUGUUACAUUGAUUUGUGGUGAGAAACGUUAUGCUGUUCACAAGUUUGUCCUAUGCACUAGUAGUCCAUACUUUGAAAAGCUGCUUGAGUGCACACCAUGUGACAAUCCAGUGUUGGUCCUCACAGAGACCCCACCUGAGACGGUAGAGGUGUUACUUGACUUUAUGUACCUUGGCCAGGCAGAUCUAAGUUCUGAUAAUCUGGAUCGACUUCUUGAUCUUGCCCAUGAGUUCAAAAUUAGAGGACUGAUAAACCCAAAGGAUGAUCUAGAAAGACAAGUGAAGAAAGAGGAAAUGGAGGUGACUGAUGAUCCAGUGAAGGAAGAAACUAUAGAUGAGACAACAGUAUUGGAUGUUCCAGAAAACCCUCCACCCUCACAGGGCUAUCAAGAGAAGAGGACUGAUGAGAAUGGUAAAGUUUUGGAUAAAACUAAUUUGAUAGAAAUAGGGAGUGGAAGAACUACUAACAUUUAUGUAUGUACAGAGUGUAAUAAGGUGUUUAAGAGACCAGACCUUCUAGAAAUGCAUAAGUUGAGCCAUAUUGAAGCAAAACUCUUAUCCUGUCCUGAGUGCCCAUACAGGAGUCUUAGUCAAGCCAAAUUGAAUAUUCAUAUCGUACAACAUUGUAAAGCAAGGCCAUAUGCUUGUCCUUACUGCUCAGCUCGCCAUUUGUAUGAAAAACAACAUGUCACACACCAGAGGAAAGCUCAUCCCAAAAAGAAGGUUAUUAUUGAUGUUCCCCCAAUAAGAAGAUCACGGGAUGCUCAUAAAAUGAAAAAUCGACUCAGUUAUGAAAGUAUCACAUCAUCACCACCACCAUCACCACCAGUGAACAAUAGCAAACCUUCAGAAACUGACAUGUCACCAUUACCUGCAUCAGAGACCAAGAGAAGCAGCCAUAUAAGCCCUUCACCAUCACCAACAGCAAAGGUUCUUAACAGUCCAAAAUCCAGUGCUUCCUCAUCACCUCCAUCAAAAGUUCCUGAAUUCACCAUCAUGUCACCGUCACCACCACCACCAGACUGGCCAAGACAUACAAGAUCCAAUUCUUCAUCACCUCCAUUAAAAGUUCGUAUAGUCAGAAGGGGGAACAUGUCACCAACACCUCCACCUCCACCAAAGAAUCCCAAAAAAUCUAGUUCCAGGGGCUCAUCAUCAUCACCAUCACCAAGAAAAGUUCGAAGAAGCAGUAGGGUGGUCACAUCCCCAUCACCUCAACUGAACCUGCCAAAGGAUUAUCGAUCUAGCUCGUCUUCCUCACCACCAUCAAAAAUCAGGCGAGUGAAAAGGUUGAGCAUAUCACCUUCCCCACCAUUAGAGUUCUCAAGGAGUUCUAGCUCAUGUUCUUCCUAUGCAUCUAAAACUCCUGAGUACAGUCCUUCACCCUCACCACCACCACCCAAGGUUUUAAGAAGCUCAAGAACUAAUACUCUGACUGGAUCCUUGAGACGUAAAUCUCGAGAGAAGUGAUAAGUACUGUACACUAUAGAGAAAGUGGUGAUUGAAAGAGCAUAUUUUCGUAAGUUUAUUAAUUAAUGUUCUUUUUUAUGAUCUUUUUUUUAUCUCAUACAAACAAUACCUAGUUCAUCACAUAAGAGAAUUUAAUGUUCAGUUUCCAAGAGCUCAAAUUCAAUAUCAACUAGUCAUAAUUAAGUUUGGUGAGAAUAGGAUAUACAGUACAGUACUGUCCUGUAUAUAAUAAUUUUUAUCAACAUUUACAGUUUGCAUAUACCUGUACAGUACAGUAUAAAAA
Messenger RNA from Homarus americanus (American lobster), 1957 nucleotides. Its product is annotated as transcription factor HIVEP3-like. The coding region runs from base 103 to 1674 and encodes 523 amino acids. The transcript is spliced from 5 exons. Gene Ontology annotation, molecular function: protein binding. The record is from RefSeq and is a predicted model, not a curated record. Lineage: Eukaryota; Metazoa; Arthropoda; Malacostraca; Decapoda; Nephropidae.